CCCCCUCACAGGGGGUGGGCUCCGGGAGCGGGGCCGGGGGCUCGGGGGGGGGCUCCGGGGGGCUCCGGGCUCGGUUCUGAGGGGACGGCGCCGGCCCCAAGGGGCCUCCCGAGCGCCCAGCCGGGUGAAAGGGGCUGUGGGGCCGGGCACCAGCUCGCCUUCGUGUCCUGGGAGCCCUCAGCGAGGCGUUUGGUCGUGAUUUGGGCCAAAAACCACGAGUUUUGCUCCGUUUUUAGGAUGAUUUUACCGUUUAGGCUGAAUUCCUAAAUCUCUCAAGAGGCCUUGUCAGUGAAACAGGCGGGGGAGGGCCGUGAGGCUGUGCCCCCGAGGGUGCCUCAGGGCGCUGGCCGGGCCGUGUGGUGACCCCAUCACGGGCACGGCGGUGGUUUUAGUGCCAAACAGGUGGUUUUGGGGGCUCCCAUGGUGGUUUUUGUGUCAAAUCAGUGGUUAUUUGGGGCUCCGACCACUGUUGGAGCCUCCUCCAGCUGCAGGCCGUGUCCUGAGCCAGGAGGAGCAGCUCCGCUCUCCCUCCCAGGCCAAAUAUCAGGCGAGGAUCGGGGCCGUUGGACCUGUGAGCGUGCACUGAGCAGGGCUUUAUCUCAGGAUUUUAUCUCAGGGCUUUAUUUUUUGCAGGAUUUUACCAUUUCAGCGCGUAGGGCAGCAAGCUGCAGGCACCGAACCAGGGAAGUGACCCGGCCACGUUCUCACGCUGGCUUCGUGGCGGCGUGCUCAGCCCCAAGCUCUUUAAAUACACCUGGAGCAUCUCUUGAACCUGACAGCAAGUGAGAGAAGUGCUGAGAGGUGCCCAAACUGCUGCUUGGUGUUUCUGGGAUGCAGAGGAAUAGGUUUCCGCCGAGGAGCCCCGUAACCUCUCCGGGAACCCAUGGCCGAGCACAGUUCCCAGAGCGAGCGAAACGGGAUUCGUACCCGAGAGCAAAGAGCUGGGUGGAAACACGGAGCGUGCAGGGAAACGCGUCCUUAACGAAGGCUGCAUCUUUUUCUGCUGAGAUGUUUUUAACCCGCUUCUGCCUUUUGGUGUCUCUUUUUUUUUUUCUGUUCGUGCAGGUGCUCUUUUAAGCAGUACUUUUUGGGGCAGAGGCACGCCAGCUCUAACGCUGUGUUCUCUCCCAGAAUGGUGCUUGUGGGCUGCAGCUUUCUGUAGAUGUCGUUGCUUUCUGUUACAAGGUGUGCUGCAUCGUGACAGGAACAGGCUUUUUAAAGCUGUUUGCUUUGAGCCUUCUUGGCACAUUCAUGCUAGGUUUUUUCUCUGCUUUAAAAAAAAAUAUAUUUAAAGUGCUUGGACAAUUUUUGCCUCUCUGCUUUGAUAGGAUUUGCAGCUGUGAAUGCGCUUUAAUAGAAUUUACAGCUGGGCUGAAGUAUCCCCUCUCUUAAAAUAACAUUGCAGCUUCGUGAUUCAGGAGAAUGUGCCUCCCACUAGCUGCUUUGUCUGUAGCUGUGAAUGCUCUGGAGCAAGAGGAGAAUAUGAGCAAAACCAAAACUUUUGUAUGUGGCAAAAUAGGAAGCAUAACCCUGUGGUUCAGGACUGUAACUAUAAACGAGUGCACUUGGGUCUUGUUUUAUUUUUGCUUUGCCAGUGCCUUGCUUUCUGCUCUCGCGUGCAGCUUUUAACCUGCCAGUUGUUUUUUUUUCUGCCAUUAAAAUGGGAAUAGGAAAACCUCAGAGCGUUGUUAGAUCAUUAGGUGAUCGUUCCGGGGAUCUUUAUGUACUGUCAGGCACUGGAUUAGAAAGAUGGCAGGUGGGGAAUGGUGCAGGAUGUGGUGUCGUUGGAGCCCAGAGAGAGCUGCGGGUCUUCUGUUUCUCAAACUGAAAAGCAGUUGGUGGCUGGGGAACCAACGGAAGAAAUGUGUUAUCUUAAAAAGCUGCACAACAGAUACUGCCUGCCUUCGUGGCUCCGGGCCAGCAGUUUUCAGAGCUGGUCCCAGAAUGUCAAUCCAGAACGUACAGAAGAGAAAGCAGCGAGACUCUGCAAAGUGUUUUAGAUCUCGCAGGAGCAAGCUCUGGGCAGGAGCAGGCGAGAGCCGAGCGUGCCUGGCAGCGCCUGAGCGACCACGAGCCCGCUGGCACAGUGCUCGCACGGAUGUUACGCUCCGAGUCCACGUUUUAGUUCUGUCUCCAGUCCAAAAAAAGGUUUAAAUCCCAUUGAACACACUGGAACUGGAAUGUGUGCAUAGAUGCUUGGCUGAGCUGUGGCUGGAGCCGCUGGUGUUUCUGCUGAGGCAGGCGGUGAGGAGGCCAACGAGACUGCUUCAGUUCAGGUUUCCAAAACCAGAGGGAGAACUUCCUUGGCAUCAGGGAGCUACUGAAGGAGCUUUCAAGCUCGGGAUGGAGCUGGUGAACAGACAGGAUCCCUACCUCCGAGAGGUCGUGCGGACUGCAGUGUGCUGCAGAGCCCUGACACUUCUGCUGCAGGCCGUGUUCAACCUCCUGAUCCCGGACCACGCUGCGGAUGCCUUCUCCCCACCUCGACUGCCCGAGCCCGGCGCGUGGGACGUGCUGGCGGAGUGGCUGCUGGGAGGCCUGGCACGCUGGGACGCCGAGCACUUCCUCUUCAUCGCCGAGCGGGGCUACCUGUACGAGCACAACUGCGCCUUCUUCCCUCUCUACCCCCUCAGCCUGCGUGCCGUGGCCGAGGGGGCUCUGUGGCCCCUGCAGCCGCUGCUGCGCUUGCGGAGCCGCCUGCUGCUCUCAGCCGCCCUUCUCAGCGCGUUUUUCUCCGUGCUGGCGGCCGCUGCCCUGUACGAGCUGGGCUGCGAGGUGCUGCGGUGCCGCAGGGCAGCCUUCCUCGCCGCCCUCCUCUUCUGUAUCAGCCCCGCCAACGUCUUCAUGGCAGCUGCGUACUCGGAGAGCAUGUUUGCCUGCCUGGCGUUCGGCGCCAUGUGGCGGCUGGAGAAGGGGCAGAGCUGGCUCAGCGCGCUGCUCUUCGCCCUCGCUUCUGGCGUGCGCGCCAACGGGCUGGUCAACGCCGGCUUCCUCCUCUACUCCUGCACUAAACGCCUCGCUUUCCACUUCCAGGUGGGCUCAGGGCCGGGAAGGAAGCUCUUUCCUUUAUGGAGGCAGCUCCUCAGCGUGGCGUCUUCAGCGGUUGUGACGUGUGCUGGGAUUUGCCUGCCCUUUGUUGUAUUCCAGUAUUACGCCUACGUGAGGUUUUGUGGCCCCGGCCCGGAGCUGGAUGUCCCCAAGCCGCUGCGGCAGCUGGCUCUGGACAAAGGUUAUCGCCUGGCAGCCACGAGCGGGGUUAAACCCACGUGGUGCUCCCAGCGGUUCCCCGUGGUCUAUUCCUAUAUUCAAGAUGUUUACUGGAACGUGGGCUUUCUAAGGUACUUUGAGCUCAGACAGGUACCCAAUUUCUUGCUUGCUUUGCCUGUCACCUUGCUGGGCUGCUGGGCUGCCGGGACCUACGUCGUGGCAAACCCUCGGCACUGCCUGACUCUUGGUCUAGAGAGAAGAAAGGCUGAACAAGAGGGCAAACCAAGGGCUGGAUUUUGCUCCCCUGCUGUCUUUGUCUACGUGGUCCACGCCACGGCCCUGCUGCUCUUUGGAUUCUUCUGCAUGCACGUGCAGGUGCUGACCAGGUUCCUCGCCUCCUCCAGUCCCAUCCUCUACUGGUUCUCAGCCCACCUGCUGCAAGAACACGAGCUCUGGCUCUGGACUGAAGGCGCUGCCGGGCAAACCGUGGUGUCUCCCCCCAAGGGGUCAGCGCUGGGUGCGUCGCCCGGCUCCUGCGGGCCGGGGGCUGCAGCAAACCCCCUGCUCAGGCUGCUGCGGAGCUUCCCCCUCCUUACCCCCCGCAGCAAAUGCGUCCUGGGCUAUUUCCUGGCCUAUUGGCUGCUGGGGCUGGCUCUGCACUGCAACUUCUUGCCUUGGACGUAGGCAGUGACUGUGGCUCCGAGCCUGCGGAGGGGAUGGUCAGCACAGGAACUGAUUUUUCUAUAAAAAACAAAAAAAAUCCUA
This is a messenger RNA of Anas platyrhynchos (mallard), 3972 nucleotides long. Lineage: Eukaryota; Metazoa; Chordata; Aves; Anseriformes; Anatidae. The record is from RefSeq and is a predicted model, not a curated record.